AGAGAAAAUGGCGGAAUUCGCUGGUCGUUCUAUGUGGGUCAACACGCCCAGAGCUUUCAUACCAAAAAUCCUUCGAGUUCGCUGGGGUUCGGAAACACAGAAUCUCACACACCCAUUUUCUUAUUUGCGCGAAACCCAACAAGAAAAAUCAGUUCUUGCGCAGGCCCUCUUCGUCUUUCGCCGUCUUUCGCUGCCGCGAAGCUCCAAUUCGUCGAAUUCCGCAAGCUAAGCUGCUGAUAUUUGUGGGUUUCUUUGCUGGUUCUUGUUCCUUUCUUUUCUGGGUUGCGUCUUGCAUGGAUUAGUUCUUGAAUUUCUGGAGAAGCAUGCCCAAAUCCAAAAACUUCAUGCAUAAUCUUCUGAAGACAUUCAAAUUUGGCUCGAGCAAAGAGGGGCAAGGGGAAGAGGACUGGGAGAGAAUAGCGGCUCAGGAGCAAAAGCAUUUCGCAUUCGAAGCGUUGGUUGUUGCGACGAAAGAUUUUCACCCAACUCACAAACUUGGUCAAGGUGGCUUUGGUCCCGUAUACAAGGGAAAGUUGGAAGAUGGGAGAGAAAUUGCGGUGAAAAAGCUUUCUCAUAGCUCAAAUCAAGGGAAGAAGGAAUUUACAAAUGAAGCUAAGUUAUUGGCACGUGUACAGCACCGGAAUGUUGUAAAUUUGUUGGGUUACUGUGCUCAUGGAGCAGAAAAGUUGCUAGUUUACGAGUAUGUCCCCAAUGAGAGCCUUGACAAGCUUCUAUUCAAAUCCAAUAGUAAGAAGGAGUUGCUUGACUGGAAGAGGAGGUAUGACAUCAUCGCGGGCAUCGCCCGUGGCUUGCUCUACCUGCACGAGGACUCGCACAACUGCAUCAUUCACCGCGACAUCAAGGCGAGCAACAUACUCCUUGACGACAAGUGGGUCCCAAAGAUCGCGGACUUCGGGAUGGCCCGCCUCUUCCCGGAAGGCGAAACGCACGUCAACACACGUGUGGCCGGUACCAAUGGGUAUAUGGCUCCAGAAUAUGUGAUGCAUGGAAACUUGUCAAAGGCAGCGGACGUGUAUAGCUUUGGUGUGUUGAUUCUUGAGUUGAUCACCGGACAGAGGAACAACUCCUUUAAUUUGGACGUCGAUGCGCAAAAUAUGCUUGAUUGGGCAUACAAAAUGUACAAGAAAGGGAGAAGCUUGGAGAUUGUGGACCCGACAUUGGCAUCCUCGGCAUCCGCGGAUGCCGCGGAUCAAGUGGCCAUGUGCAUCCAAAUAGGGCUUUUGUGUACGCAAGGCGAUCCGCACCUCCGCCCGACCAUGAACCGGGUCGUGGUCUUGCUGUCGAAGAAGCCCAGCAGCCUGGACGAGCCAAUCACAAGGCCGGGCAUACCCGGCACCCGUUACAGACGGUCCCGUCGGCCUCCCGGCUUGUCUAGUUCUACUGGAACGACUACAGGAGCUUCCGGCGACACUGUGGUGCACUCCUUCGGCUCAGGACUCAACACCAGGUCUGCGACUGCGUCGACGGCCUCAACCUCAACGAUGUCUACCCUUGUGAGUCCUUCGGAUCCUCACGGGAAGCGUCCUAUGCAGAGUUAGGUACAUUACUUCUAUUGAGGUAUAGGAGUUUUUGACUAUUCUUUGUAUGCCCAAAUUAGAGAUUGAAGUGGAAUGUAAAUGCUUAUUGAGGGAAUUAGUCAGGUAAGGCGUCUAAGGACGUGACCGGAGAAUCUAUGCAAGAUGGGGAAAAAAUUGGUUGCGUUGAAA
Molecule: messenger RNA, 1727 nt
Organism: Syzygium oleosum
Lineage: Eukaryota; Viridiplantae; Streptophyta; Magnoliopsida; Myrtales; Myrtaceae
Product: cysteine-rich receptor-like protein kinase 43
Exons: 6
Coding region: 324-1559 (411 amino acids)
Biological process (GO): protein phosphorylation
Molecular function (GO): protein kinase activity; ATP binding
Source: RefSeq, a predicted model, not a curated record